AUGACAGAAACUAAAAAAAUACUCUUAAUUGGCAGAUCAGGUCGAGGAAAAUCUACUUUGGCUAAUGUGCUUUUAAAUAAAAAUAACAAUUUUGAAGAAAUUUUUAAGGAAAGCUCCAGAAGUGUUAGCGAAACCAAAAAAAUCCAAUUUGAACAAUUUGAAGAAGACGGCACUAAUUAUUUAGUAAUUGACACACCUGGUAUUGGCGAUACCAAAAUGUCGGAUAGUGAGGUUCUGGACAUCAUUGCUGAGGCAGUUUACCGGGCUAAGGAUGGUAUUAGCCAAGUAUUAUUUGUAGUAGGUGGUAGGUUUGAUCAAUCAGAAAUGGCUACUUAUAAUCUACUUAGAACUAUUAUUUUUGAUGAGCAUAUUACUAACCACACUACUAUUGCUCGCACUCGUUUCGCGAAUUUCAGAAGUGGAAAGGAGUGUCAAGAAGAUAUUAGAUUAAUGAGAGAAGCCGCUCAAGAAAAAAAAUCCGAACUAGAAAAUCAGAUUGCUGAUAACGAAAAGAAGAUGCAGAGCAUAUCUUCACAUGAUGAACAAUAUCAAAAAUUGUUAAUAGAGACUGAAAAAUUAAAAAAAGAGUUAAAGUCAACUCUCAGUGAAAUAAUUGAAUCCUGUCAAGGCAGAGUUGUCCAUGUAGAUAAUCCACCAGUGGGAAUUCGAGGUAUUAGUGAAGAAGAUUCAAAAUCGAAUAAGAAAAAAAGAGAAAAGAAAGAAGAGUUACAAAAAGAAUUAGAGGAAGAGAUGGAAAGAUUAAAUUCUGAGACAAAAACUUCCUCUAUUUCUCAAACUUUUUCAAGACAAACUGGCAGUGCUAACGUCCCUAGUAGUCAAGUAGAACUAGUUUUAGAAGAAAAAGAAGGUCAAGCAAAUAUGAUUGUUAGAAGAGAAGAAUAUGAAAAAAUGAUUGCCCAACUUCAGGACAAAAAAGAGCAAUUGAGAAAAGAAAUUGCCGAAAAAGAAAAAGUUAUUCGCCAAAAAGUAUUGAAACAUAUUUUCAACAACUAUGAAGUCAUUAAUAAAGAGUUAGGAGGAAAUAUCUUUUUAAGUAGCGUGACUGGAGACCAUAAUUGA
Molecule: messenger RNA, 1080 nt
Organism: Paraglomus brasilianum
Lineage: Eukaryota; Fungi; Glomeromycota; Glomeromycetes; Paraglomerales; Paraglomeraceae
Source: the annotation of a GenBank genome assembly